AUGCGUUCCUCACUUCGUUUCCUCGCGGCGGUCUCACACACCCGGCCCUCCAAGCUGAAGAAACCUUCUAUCAGUCUAGAUCAUUUUAUCCAGAGACAGCGGGUGUUGUCAUUCUGGCGGGAAAUCAUGCGAGCAUUAAUAAAGGUGCCACCUUCGUCAACACGGACUGAGCUACACAAAUAUGCACGUGAUGAAUUCGAACGCCAUCGAAAUGUAUCGGAUCUGGUAAGUUGA
Messenger RNA from Penicillium psychrosexuale, 234 nucleotides. Its product is annotated as LYR motif-containing protein 2. The transcript has 3 exons. Lineage: Eukaryota; Fungi; Ascomycota; Eurotiomycetes; Eurotiales; Aspergillaceae. Bases 1 to 234 code for a protein of 77 amino acids. The record is from RefSeq and is a predicted model, not a curated record.